AUAUCAAAGCAAAAGAACAAAAAAUUAGUUCACGUCUCUACCGUAUAAGAAGCCAUGGCAUUCGCCAUUUUGUAUUAAUGUUCAAUCCAAUUUCAAUUCUCAGAGUUCUUCGUUGAUCCCACCGGUGCUUCAACAAUCAUGCCUCAAUUUCGUUUUACACUUUCCAAAUUCAAAUCUCCUAAGAAAUCACUUUCUACUUCAUCUUCAUCUUCUUCCAUUUAUUACCUACGCUCCAAUGCCUCAACUUCUCCACCUCAAUUCUCAUCUUUCAUCUCCAAAUUUACUCAAAGACAGCCUAAUGUGGCAAAUCCUUCAAAAUUUCCAUCUGGGUAUUUCUCACAUUGUCAUCAGCAUCGAUAUUCCAGCUUCUCCGGGUGCCAUGGUGAAUUUAACCCCGUUUUUACUAAUGGGAAUCGGCUGAAAUACUAUAGUUUAAGAGGUUACAAAAGAGGAAAAGUUUGGAGUUGCUUGAAUAUGGUCAGGAGAUUUAGUAGUGAGGCGGAACGAGAGUCUAUAGAAUAUGAUGUUGUCAUCAUUGGAGCCGGACCUGCUGGGUUAUCUGCGGCGAUUCGGUUGAAGCAAAUGUGUCAAGAAAAGGGUGUUGAUUUAUCGGUUUGUGUGGUGGAGAAAGGCGCUGAAGUUGGCGCUCACAUCCUCUCUGGAAAUGUUUUUGAACCCCGAGCAUUGGACGAACUAAUCCCCACAUGGAAAGAGGAUGAGGCACCAAUCAAUGUACCUGUGACUUCUGAUAAAUUUUGGUUUCUAACAAAAAAUCGUGCCUUUUCACUUCCUUGUCCCUUUAACAAUGAAGGAAACUAUGUGAUAAGUUUAAGUCAGUUAGUUCGUUGGUUGGGAAUGAAAGCGGAAGAGCUGGGGGUAGAAAUAUAUCCAGGCUUUGCUGCUAGUGAGGUGUUAUAUGAUACAACUGACACUGUUAUUGGCAUUAGAACUAAUGACAUGGGAGUAGCAAAAGAUGGCUCAAAGAAGGAUAAUUAUCAACUUGGUGUAGAACUGAGAGGGCGCAUAACGCUUCUGGCUGAGGGAUGUCGAGGAUCAAUAUCAGAGAAAUUAAUAAAAAAAUACAGUUUGAGGAAGAAGGUAAAUGCUCAGCAUCAGACAUAUGCUUUGGGGAUUAAAGAGGUGUGGGAAAUAGACGAGGGCAAACAUGAUCCAGGAGCUGUGCUGCAUACUUUGGGUUGGCCCUUGGACCGUAAGACGUAUGGAGGCUCGUUUUUGUACCACAUGAAGGAUAGACAGAUUUCAAUCGGCCUUGUAGUUGCUUUAAAUUAUCAGAAUCCUUUCUUGAAUCCUUAUGAAGAAUUUCAGAAAUUAAAGCACCAUCCUGCCAUCAAAGAUCUUCUAAAAGGGGGGACAGUUGUGCAAUAUGGGGCUCGAACAUUAAAUGAAGGCGGUCUUCAGUCUGUUCCAUAUCCAGUUUUCCCGGGAGGAGCAAUUAUUGGAUGUUCAGCUGGCUUUUUAAAUGUACCCAAGAUUAAGGGAACACAUACUGCAAUGAAGUCAGGAAUGCUGGCAGCUGAGGCUGCAUUUGCCACGCUUCAUGGAGCCUCAAAUAUGGAUGUGUAUUGGGACAGUUUGCAAAGUAGUUGGAUAUGGGAAGAACUUUAUCGAGCUCGGAACUAUAGACCAGCAUUUGAGCAUGGUCUUAUCUCUGGCUUGACAAUAAGUGCCCUGGAGCACUACGUGCUUAAAGGAAGGUCCCCUCUCACACUAAAGCAUGGGAAACCUGACCACGAAGCUACAAACGUUGCAAGUUUACAUACUCCAAUUAAUUAUCCAAAGCCUGAUAAUAUUUUGUCAUUUGAUGUGCCAACCUCACUACACAGGAGCAACACAAAUCAUGAACAUGAUCAGCCAGCUCACCUUCGCUUAAGGGACGCCAGGAUUCCCGAGGAAGUAAAUUUGAAAGAAUAUGCUGCACCAGAGUCAAGAUAUUGUCCUGCCCGCGUAUACGAGUAUAUACCUGAUGAAAACGACCAGAUGAAGCUGCAGAUUAAUGCUCAAAAUUGUCUUCAUUGCAAGGCUUGUGAUAUUAAAGAUCCAAAACAAAACAUAGAGUGGAGCGUUCCGGAAGGAGGUGGCGGUCCAGGCUACUCCGUCAUGUAAAUAUGUAAUAUAGAAUGAUGUGGGAUUCUUUGAGGAUACAUGAAAUCCUGCUUUGAACUCUUCUGCUCAAAGGGAAAAGGCUUCAUCUUUUACCAAUAAAGCAAACCGUUGAUUCAUUGUUAACAUCUUUAGUUUAAUUAGCCUACAUAUUUCACAUCUUUUAUCAAUAAAGCCCAAGUUUCUUUUGA
Molecule: messenger RNA, 2312 nt
Organism: Cucumis melo (muskmelon)
Lineage: Eukaryota; Viridiplantae; Streptophyta; Magnoliopsida; Cucurbitales; Cucurbitaceae
Product: electron transfer flavoprotein-ubiquinone oxidoreductase, mitochondrial
Exons: 18
Coding region: 139-2124 (661 amino acids)
Biological process (GO): electron transport chain
Cellular component (GO): mitochondrial inner membrane
Molecular function (GO): electron-transferring-flavoprotein dehydrogenase activity; iron-sulfur cluster binding
Source: RefSeq, a predicted model, not a curated record